Molecule: messenger RNA, 874 nt
Organism: Pocillopora verrucosa
Lineage: Eukaryota; Metazoa; Cnidaria; Anthozoa; Scleractinia; Pocilloporidae
Source: RefSeq, a predicted model, not a curated record
CUGCAAUCUUCAAUUGUCCAUCAAGUUCCAAAGACGACUUAAAAGAGGUACGGCCAGUUGCAAAAACCAGUCGGAGUUGCGAAGGUAAACUAUCAACCUUUCUUCAUAAAACGAAGCACCAUGUUGAUGAUAACCUUACUUAUGGUGGCGUUCUUGGCUCAUGUCACGCAAGGUGUAACCAGGUACAAUACUGGCAGGGGCACCGUUUACAAGCUAUCAGUGGUACAAGAUGUCACGCUUGAAAGUCCAAACAGAAACUUCAACUAUUUGCCGUUCCUUCUCGUUUCUCAGCAUCCUGGUUAUCCCAAUAAACGAUCGCUUGUAAAGUUUGAACAGCUACCGAGGUACUGCCCAGCUUACAAGAUCGUAUCUGCGAAGAUGUACCUGUACUAUGUCUACGCACAUAAGGCCAGCUGGCAUCCCAUUACCAGAACCCCUUUUAUUCGCCGUUAUAUGCAGGUUCAUUUGGUGAAAAAAUCCUGGAACGAGUAUCAAGCUACCAGCUCCAAGCGUUCAUCAUAUGCCUAUUGGUCGAAGCGAUACCUUGGUUUGGAUAACACUGACGCAGAGGCGGUUCCUCAGGAUCGAUCACCAGUUGUUAUCUUUCCAUAUCGCCCUCGAGGCUUCGUGGAGUUCGACAUCACACGAGCAGUCAGAAGUUGGCAGAGAGGAGUACCUAACCACGGCCUUGUGAUCCGUGCAAUUAAUGAGUUUCAGAGGGGAAGAGGCAUUCGGUUUGCAAGCAACGCAGAUCGCGAUCGUUCAAGACAUGCGUAUGUGCUUGUUCUAUGCAGACAGUAAAGAAAACUUGUCAUUCUUACCCUCCCUGUUAUCAAGAUUAUAGUUUAAUCGUAUCGUAUCACAGAUAGGGGGU